AUGCCACGCUUGGAAGAAUGGGAAAUCAAAAAAUAUUGGGAGAUCUUCCAGGGCUUGAAGCCUGAUAAUAACAAACUCACGGGCGAAAAAGUCUCUCCAGUUUUGAAGAAUUCCCGUUUAAAAGAGGAUCAACUCUCGAAGGUAUGGGAAUUAGCCGAUAUUGACGCAGAUGGCAACUUGGACUUCGAGGAGUUCUGCAUUACUAUGCGUCUCAUCUUUGACUUGGUCAAUGGCAAAAUGGAAGAGGUGCCGGCCGAAUUGCCAGGUUGGUUGAUUCCACUGUCGAAAGCACAUUUAAUCCAAGCAAACAAGGCUGUGGCCAGCGGCUCCAAUUCCGGAGGCAUGGCCUACUCCAGUGACGAAGAUGACCAACUUUCUGAUGAUUUCGAUUGGUAUAUCUCCCCAACGGAUAGAUCUACGUAUGAGGCUAUCUACGAGUCCAACUGUGACACAUAUGGCCGCGUUCGCUACGACCUGCUUAAUGGCCUUUAUGAGACACUCAAAAAUGUUCCCAAGGCAGAAAUAUCUUCAGCAUGGAACCUUGUGAAUCCAAAAUCGUUUGAGACCAUCGACAAGGAUCAAGUGUUGGUGUUACUCCACAUUCUCAACCAGAGAGAAAAUGGCAAGAGAAUCCCGCGUGGUGUUCCGGCAUCUUUACGUGCAACUUUCUCAAAAGAAGUCCCUAAAUAUGACAUCAGCUCAUCAUCGAAUAUUAAGACACAGCCUGAACCUCGCGCGGAUGACAAGAAAGCAUUUGGCACCAAUUACCUCAACAAGAUAGGCAGAAGUCAACUGUCCGAAAAGGGCACAGAUUUUUCUCAAACUGAGGGUACUGACUGGGAGGAGGUACGCUUACGUCGAGAAUUGGCGAAUUUAGAGGAGCUUUUAGACAAAGCGCAGAAAGAAAAGGACAACGUCAACUCCUCAGACACACCGAUCAUUAAGCAUGAAUUUGAGCAGCUACUCAAAUACAAACAGGAAAAAUUAGACACAGCUAAGCGUGCCAAUACGGGCUCAAAAGAUUUAAGCGACGUCCAAAGCGAUAUCGACUUGAUUUCUUCUCAGGUGAAGUCUUUACAAGGAUAUCUCGAAGGACGUGAACAAGAAUUGGCCCAAUUGAAGAGCCAGCUUAGCAACCACUGA
Molecule: messenger RNA, 1143 nt
Organism: Australozyma saopauloensis
Lineage: Eukaryota; Fungi; Ascomycota; Pichiomycetes; Serinales; Metschnikowiaceae
Gene: END3
Product: End3p
Exons: 1
Coding region: 1-1143 (380 amino acids)
Biological process (GO): actin filament organization; endocytosis; endosomal transport
Cellular component (GO): plasma membrane; cytoplasm
Molecular function (GO): protein binding; calcium ion binding
Source: RefSeq, a predicted model, not a curated record